UGUAGCUUCAGUGGUGUGGUUGUCGUGGUACCAUUGUCGAUGCCUAAGUAUGGUGAUUGCGAACACCACUUGGUAAUCAAGCAACCUAACAACUGUAAUCACGGGACGAACCCCACUCAUUACACUUUUGACCUCUUCUUUGACCCACUCGUUUUUCGAUAAUAUCCAUACAUCUCGAACCAAGUUGAAAAUCAUUUCAAUCCAAUGAUAAUUCAACCGCCGGUGAUAUUUUUCACAGCCACAGAGGACAUUUUCAUGAAAUUGCUUAAGUACCUAUCGGUAAUUUGCUGAAACUUCUACGAGCGCGUAAGCUUACUUACUAAACUUCGUUAUUGAGGCAGGCUUCGAAAUUUUGAGUGCCUUGAUUUUCAUCGAAAGUGAAUUCGCUCGCGGAUCGCAGCGUGAACACGGACAAGAAAUUUCACCAAUGAUGCUUACUGACCUGAACCUGGCGGCGAGGACGGAGCUCUACCCGUCCGAUCACAGGGGCACUUCGCUUAUCCAUAACGCCGGAGAACCUCAACACAUUACGGAUCACCCAUCCCUGCGUGGCACUCCUCUAGCCAUGCUGGCUGCUCAAUGCAACAAAUUGACAAGCAAAAGUCCGCCUCCUCUAGCAGACGCCGCUGUCGGCAAAGGCUUCCAUCCAUGGAAGAAAAGUCCGGGAUCUACAACUCCUGUUCCAGCGAGUCCGACAACGGCUCCUCAAAGGCCGCCUUCUGCCGCUUCAACGAAUUCCACAACAGCAAACUAUCAGAGGACCGCGAUAACAACCACAGCUGCGUGCAGCUAUCCUCAGGCAUCAGAUUUUUAUCUCACUCCAGCAACAAGCUCUGGAGGACAAGACUUGCUAACCAAAGCCGAACUUCCAGCUAUGUCUUCAAUGUAUUCUCGGGUGCAUCCCUAUGAGUCGUGGCCUUUCAAUUCGGUAGCUUCAUCAGCUAUAAAACCCGAAGUGUCGGCAGUCAAUACAUUCAAUACUGCAAGCUCAUGGUGGGAUGUACACAGCGCGGCAGCUGGAUCUUGGCUCGACAUGUCGGGAGCGGCAGCGUCAGGUUUAUCUGGCGUGGCUGGUAUGGGUCAAAUGAACUACCCUGGCGGCGAUUACUCAACUCUAUCUCACACUUUAGCUGCUUCCAAUACAGCUCAUCUUUUAUCGUCAGGUCAGCACUUAUUUCAAGACACUUACAAGUCUAUGUUGCCGGGGCAAGGGAUGGGUGGAGGAAUGGGAGCUCCCUUCACGUUGGGUCAACCGUCAUUACCCCAAGUACCAUCUCCGAGGUCGCAACGUCGAUACACGGGGCGAGCAACGUGUGACUGUCCCAACUGUCAGGAAGCCGAUCGAUUGGGCCCUGCGGGGGCACACCUACGAAAGAGGAAUAUACACUCCUGCCACAUCCCAGGCUGCGGCAAGGUGUACGGAAAGACUUCACAUCUCAAGGCUCAUCUUCGUUGGCACACUGCAGCAGCGCCUCCUAGCCGAGGCGGGCAGCGUCGUGGUGGUGGACCAGCCGAUAAAACAAGGCCAUCUAACAACCUCUCAAGACCCAACUCAGCUCCCGGAAAUAAUAACAAUAACACCACCUUAAUUUCUAGCAGUCCAUCCCUGAAUAACAAUCACAACAAUAAUGCAUCUUCACCAUGUGCUUCUACUAGUAGCAACAACAGUUCAUCUAGUAAUUCAUCUGCCGGGUUAUCUACUAAUGCGUCCAACACAUCCCACAAACUUACGCUUAGUAAAACUUGAAUUCGUUUCAUAUGGUCAACUUUCAUAUUUCGUGAAAGAAAUUGGGUGUGAAUUUUUUCAAAUGUCAUGGGCAAAUACGUUCACGAUGCGAAAUUUUAAUAGCAAACAAUUUCAACCUUUUAAUUUCACAUCAAGUCGCUGACUACGUAGAUUUCAAUCCUGCCACGUCUAAAAACUGCGGUGAAACAAAAUACUACAGGCUCAUAUCAUGACUGUAAUGUAGUACAUGUAAUCGUGCAUGAAAUAUAAGACAUUCAUUAAAAUUUUAUAACUUUGAAAACAUUUUUGCAACUUUUUAAGAUAGCUGAAUUCGCAUGAAAAGAAAACUCUUUAUUCGUCUUUACUUUGCUCAAGUUUGUGAAAUACUUCAAUUUUCAAAGUGAAUAUAGGAUGUGUGUUGAAUAAACUAUAGUGAAAAGCACCACGUAAAGAAUAAACGGUUAUGUAUCUUUCGAGUUUUCAACGAUCACAAUCAGCAUUAUCUUUAUGAUUGUGACAAAACCAACAUUGUAAUGGAACAUGAGCGUUAAAGAAGGUAAAAAUAUCGGUGGAUGAAGACGUUUACAUUUAGCUAAAUAUAUAAUUUACUUGUAUAUAAAUGUACAUGAAUGGUUAAUGGUUAUACUCAUGUUGAUGACACUCAGGAUUAAUCUGAAUGAAAACCGUAAGGUGGAUUUAUAAUGGCUUCGAAUAAACUUUGUACCUAGAAAAUAAAGUCAUUUCCUGUAUCUAUGACUUCAUGAUUACCACUAAGGACUUGUUGCAAAUAUUUUGUACAACAAUGAGUAUUUUGCAAUAUUUUUGUUGAGAAAAUAGUUGAAAAAUAUUGUACAUAUUGUGAAGAUUUGGGAUCGUAGCUAGAAAGCAAAAGCAUACUCCAUUUUUGUAUCCUUGGUAUGUGUUUCGGACGUAUAGCAGUUUCAUGCCACGCUAGAGAGGCGCCUUAUAUGUCGUCACCAACACAAUCGUUCGUUAGCGCUGGUUUUUAACUAGUUAAUUUUUUCAUCUCACGGAUUCGUCUAUUAUCGAGAAAAUUGUCUAUUGUUUAUUGUGGUUUGAAAAUAAUUUAUACACAUUUUUCCCACUUGUUUUCCGUUUGUUUUUGUGUAAAAUAACUAUUUUUGUAGUAAAUUACAUUGCUUGAUUUGCCGACCUUUCUGCAAGAGAAACGAUAAGACGAUGCAUUGCGGAAAUUCUACGUUAAAAAUAUUCGAGAGUGUUUUAUUAUUUGAAAAAAUUUGGCGGUGUGUAUGUAUCAACUCAGUAUUUGAGUAGCAGUAUUAUUUUUGAUCACGACCACCAUGUUAAUCUAUUUGUUCUGUAGAUAAUACAUUGUGUACAUACUCUGUGCCUUCAACUACCUAGCAUGAAUUUAAAAAUUCCUCGACUUGAGAUGCAAUUUUAAGGGACAUUAUAAAAGCAAUAGUGCUCGAGCCGAAGAGCAGUUUUUAUUGUCACGUGAAUAUUUUAUUCCAAAUUAUAAAAAUUAUGAGUAAUUAAAUUGAGUGUUUGACUCGACAUUUGAUGGAAAUGUACAAAUUUACAAUUAAUCAUCUGUGAACCUUUGUGUUGGAAAAAAAUUAUUAAGUUCCAUAUAAGUCGAGUCGAGAAGCUACGGAUACCUUAACUUCUAUGCCUCGAGCAGAGAAAUCCAAUGAAAGGUAAUCAAGAAACAAUACUUCAGUUAUUGUUCGAUUAAGAGUAAGAAAUUAAAAAAUUUGAUUC
Molecule: messenger RNA, 3472 nt
Organism: Hyalella azteca
Lineage: Eukaryota; Metazoa; Arthropoda; Malacostraca; Amphipoda; Hyalellidae
Product: transcription factor Sp9
Exons: 4
Coding region: 428-1747 (439 amino acids)
Biological process (GO): regulation of transcription by RNA polymerase II
Molecular function (GO): RNA polymerase II cis-regulatory region sequence-specific DNA binding; DNA-binding transcription factor activity, RNA polymerase II-specific
Source: RefSeq, a predicted model, not a curated record